GCGCACGGUAACUGCACCGGUUGUGGUGUCGUUCUCUCUGCCAAAGUUACCGUAGCGGAGGAGUACAUCACAUCUUCUCGCCUUCUCUCUCCCCAUUGCCACUACCUCUCUAGGUUAUGGAUUACAGCCGUAGGUGGGCCGAACCCCAGGCGCCGCCGCAGCCGCCGCCGACGUACCACCACCCCGAAUCCCACCUCUACAGCGCACCGCCGCCGCAGCCGGUCCCGCAGCAUCUCCUUCCCCACCCCGUCGCUUACUAUCCCUAUCCUAAUCCUCACCCCAACCCUUAUCCUCCUGGCGAUCCUGAGACCGCAGUCAGACCUGACGCCCAUGCCAGUCACCACCGGAUCCCCGCCGAUCCCUAUGCCAGUCGCCUCUACGCAACCCGUGGUGUGCACGACGGCCUUCACCCGGUGCCCUACCCUUAUCCUGGACAAGAAAGUCCGCCGGCGGUUCCCGGGCCCAUCCACCGCCCGUUCCCGGUAGAUCCCUAUGUCGGUGGCUACUACGCUCCCCGCGGUGGGCACGAGGUCCUUCACCCGGCAUCCUGCUCAUAUCGCGGAGGAGAAGGUCCGGCGGGGGUUUCCGGGGUGUCGUUGUACUACCACGGUCGUGGUGGUAGCGAACAACAUGGAUUCGCGGUGGAGGCGAUUCAUCCAUUCCCCGGCGCUAAUCCACUCGGUCAUAGCGCUGGUCAACCACAAUUUUCUACGGAACUGGAACACCCAAUUCCAUCCCAUAUGCAAUUCCCAGAUUGGAACAUGGCAAUGCAUCCUACCUCUAAACUAACAAAGAAAAGGACCCUGAAAGACCAGAAGUGGACCACCAAAGUAGUGCAAUCAGCAUAUUGUGAAGUUUGUAAGAUCAACUGCGACACUCAGGAAGUCCUGAUGAUACAUAAACAGGGGAAAAAGCAUCAGAAAAAUCUGCAGAAGCUACAAGAGUCUGUUACAGCAAAGGAAAAAGAAGAACCUAUAGCCGCUGUGGAGAAGGAAACAUCCAUUGUUGAGGAAGAAAAAUAUGUAGGUGAACAAAAAAGGAAAAGAGGUGCUCUAGCAACAACUGAGGAGUUGGAGGAGAAAAAGCGCAGGGUUCUCGAGGGAGGGGCAGCAGCAGAAGAGGUGAAGGUUUGCACCCUUUGUAAUGUAGUGGUCAACAGUCAGAAAGUAUAUGAAUAUCACAUUGCGGGGCAGAAACAUGCAGCCAUGGUGAAGAAACAGCAAGAAGCAAAAGCUGCGGCCGAGAGUUGAAGACAUUUAUGUUCAGAAGAAGAAGCAUUGACGCAAUCUCCACGGUGCAUGGAGGUGUACUCUUUGUUUCUUGAUCGUCUGUGAUUCUGGUCCUACCCACGGUGGAAACUGGUUGUGUUCCGUGGAUCAUUUGUUUGUCGACCCAUCAUACUGUAGCAAACGAGCUCGAAAGCGUGGUAGAUGGUGAAAUAUCUAGAACUUUUCUUCACCUUAACUUGGAUUCUGUUUAUGCCAGUGAUGUUUGUUUAUGUCAACUGGGAUUCAAGACAAUCUAAUUUACUUCUCUCA
This is a messenger RNA of Musa acuminata AAA Group (dessert banana), 1538 nucleotides long. Its product is annotated as formin-like protein 5. The record is from RefSeq and is a predicted model, not a curated record. Lineage: Eukaryota; Viridiplantae; Streptophyta; Magnoliopsida; Zingiberales; Musaceae. The transcript is spliced from 2 exons. Bases 117 to 1250 code for a protein of 377 amino acids. Gene Ontology annotation, molecular function: zinc ion binding; nucleic acid binding.